AUGCGCCCCAAAGAGCAGGGACAGGGAUGCGCCGGGGAUGGGCCGGGGUCCGGUUCCGGGUCCGGUUCCGGGGACCCAGCAACAGUUACCCCGGCUCCCCCGCCGGUAGCCAGUCCUACUCCAGAGCCCGAGCCCGCCCCCACGCAGGCACCGGCGACUGGACAGGGGACAGGUUCCCGAGCAGCCUCAGGAUCCCAAUCCGGAUCUCGCCCGGCCUCCCAGGCUGGAGCCAAGACGGGAGCCCAGCGCCCAUCUGGCCAGUCCGUGCCUGACAACUCGGAUGCGCCGUGGACCCGCUUUAUAUUCCAAGGGCCCUAUGGUCCCAAGGCCACUGGCCUGGGGACUGGAAAGGCGGCGAGCAUCUGGAAGACACCUGCCGCCUACAUUGGCAGGCGUCCUGGGGUGUCCGGCCCUGCGCGCGCCGCAUUCAUUCGAGAACUGGAAGAAGCGCUCUGUCCUAACCUACCUCCAGUCAAGAAGAUCACCCAAGAAGAUAUCAAAGUGAUGUUAUAUUUGCUGGAGGAGAGAGAGCGGGACCUGAAUACGGCAGCUCGCAUUGGCCAGUCUCUGGUGAAACAGAACAGUGUUUUGAUGGAGGAGAACAGCAAGCUGGAAGCCAUGCUGGGCUCGGCCAGGGAGGAGAUUUUACACCUCAGACACCAGGUGAACUUGCGGGAUGACCUCCUUCAGCUCUAUUCAGACUCUGAGGAUGAGGAUGAGGAUGAAGAAGAGGAGGAGGAAGAAGAGAAUGAAGAAGAGGAACAUGAAGGAGAGGAAGAGCGAAAGCAUGAUCAUCCCUAUGAUGCCCGCAAGCCGACCCCUCAGGAGGAGUCCCGGCACCACUGCCCACAGCUAGAAGCCCUGCAGAAGAAGCUGAGGAUGCUGGAGGAGGAGAAUGACCAGCUGAGAGAGGAGGCCUCUCAACUGGACACCCUGGAGGAUGAGGAGCAGAUGCUCAUCCUGGAAUGUGUGGAGCAGUUUUCCGAGGCCAGCCAGCAGAUGGCCGAGCUGUCAGAGGUGCUGGUGCUCAGACUGGAGAACUAUGAACGGCAGCAGAAGGAGAUUACCCAGCUGCAGGCCCAGAUCGCGAAGCUGCAGCAGCGCUGCCAGUCGUAUGGGGCUGAGACUGAGAAGCUGCAGCAUCAGCUGGCCUCGGAGAAGGGAGUCCAUGUGCACCCCCAGGAAGAGGACCUGCGGGAGAAGUAUGCGGACUGCGGGGGCGUACUGUUUGAGCGCCCGGAGGAGGUGAAGACCCUCCGCCAACAUGCUGUGGCACCCCCUGGCUCUGUCACCCACUAUGCGUACACUGUGCCUCUGGGGGCAAUUCCAAAUCUCCCACAGACCCUGGCUGAGGAGCUUAGAACAUCUCUAAGGAGGAUCAUUUCGGACCCUGCGUAUUUUAUGGGCAGGAAUUAUGGGAUGCCAGCACGGGAAACGUCCAACCUGGGAUAUGACCCCCGCUACAGGGAGGAGCGAAAGCAGGAGCAGGAAUUCGAGGCUGAGCAGGGCUUGAUGCCUGCGGAGAAUCUCAUGCCACCUGAAGAUUUUGAGCCUGCAGAGGAGUUGGUGCCUGAAGAGGAGCUGGGGGCCACAGAGGAGGUGGGACCAGCUGAGGAAGGACUGUCAGAAGAUGCUGAGUUAGUGUCUGAGGACACUGAGGCCUGGGAGGAGGUGGAGCCUGAGGUGGAUGAGGCCACACGGAUGAAUGUGGUGACCUCAGCCCUGGAGGCCAGUGGCCUGGGCCCUUCUCGCCUGGACAUGAAGUAUGUCCUCCAGCAACUAGCCAACUGGCAAGAUGCCCAUUACAGGCGGCAGCUGAGGCAGAAGAUGCGCCAGAAAGAGGAGCUCUCCCGCGACGGCCUCCCUCCGACCAGCCGGACCAGCUGCAGAUCAUCCAGCCGAUGAGAGGGGAGGGUAGGCAAGCCUCCAAGUGCUCACUUACCCCAUCCUGACCCCACCCAGCGUGCUGAUUUGCAUGGACUCUGCAUAUCAUUUGCAUAGGUACCUCAGGUCCCCCUCAAGGGGAACUGUGGUCCCGAUGCUCGUUUUGUGGAAUCUGCUUAGAAGUCCAGCUUUCCACCCACUUUUCUCCUGCGGGCUGGACUGGGUGUCAGGGCUGGGACUGUGUCCCCCAGUGCUCCUCAGCUUCCUAUCUGCCCACCCCUCCCCAACCCUCGGCCCUACCCACUCUGUCCCCAGGGCUCCCCAACCCUGCAGCAGUAGCCCCGGUUGCCCACCCAGGACUGGAGGCUGGAGGAGGACAGGGCCAGCCACCCUCCCAGGGGCUGGGAGGAAAAGGGGCCUUUGGGGCCACUGAGGCAGGCCAUUGAUAUGAAGGCCUUCAGUAGCCAGGGCCACAAUUGGAGAAGUCCCCUGGGUGAGUCUGGAGGUGGACUAGUUUACCUGCAGGGUGGUGGGUGAGUCAGGGUCUCCUCUCCCCAGCUAGAAACCCCACAUUUGGGGAGCUGGACCUGCUGAGCGAGGGGCUUCUGGGCCCACCUGUAAGGAGUUCUCAGAGAGAUGAAAGGUGGCAUGUGACACUCAGCACAUGGGACCCUGCGUUAGCUCCUUCAAUCCUCACACCCCUGUAGGCAGGUCUGAUUGCCUCUCAUUUGUUAGGUGAGGAAACUGAGGUUCAGAGAACUAAAGUCACUUGUUCAAGGUCAUGCAGCUAGGAGUCAAUCUGAGCCUGCUCCCUACUGUGGGCAUCGGGGAUCUGAGCUAACUUCACUACAUACAGCAUCUUUCCUGGUCCAUCCCUCCCCACAGAGGAGGUCCUGGUGCCCCACUUGGCCAGGUGGGUCAACCCAGUUUAUAACUUGUUGGCAGACUUCCUUCUAUCUGGUCUGUCACCCCUCUGAUGGCCCUUUGGUCACCAGUAGGCAGAAUACGAUCGGCCUCAGCAGGGCCACUGUGUAGAGUCAUGCAGCUUGUAAACUGAAUCAUGACUUCUGUGACUGUGUGACUCUCUGUGGUGGCUUUCUGUCUUCUUCUGAUACAGCCGGCCAGCCCCUACCUGCUGCCCAUGCCAGGCCGGUGGGGGUCAGGCCCUCGGUCACAUUCUCUCCCUUCUCUCCCAGGCUUUGCUCUUUCCCAGCAGCCUGCAGAGGCCCCUCCUUCCAUUGCCUGGCCAAGUCCCACCCACCCCAGGCCCUCCUUCCCCUUUCAAAAUGGGAUUCCAUGUCUGUCACCAGCCUACCGAGCCUUGUUCUGGGACAGGCUGAAGGAACCCCAGCCCUUGUUCUGUGGCUGGUACAAAAGCCACAAAAGCUGGGCCUGGAUCAUAUGGUGGCCCCAGGGGUGAAGGAAGACCAGAGGGAGGCCGGCCCCCUGCCAGACCCAGCUCUGAGAUAGGUGGGACCGAGUUGGAGUGGGGGACUCGGAUCCCAGUUGUGAGAGCACCCUCCUAACAGGUUGCUCUAAAUCCUUUGACCCCCGAAUUAAAGGUGGCCCCCAGUUCUUAUUGACUUUUAGGGACCUGGCUCUCUUCCCCUGUUCUUCAUCCUUUCUUCUCCGUCUUUAUUACUGUGUGUAACCGGAAGUGUGCCUGUGUGUGGGUGGGUGAGGGGUCCCUCUACCCAGUGAUGUGUCACCCCUGCCCCGCCACCACCUGUGUAGCCUGUGAGUGUCCAGACUCCCUGCCCAAGGCCCAGUGCCUCCCUCCUGCCGUCCUCCCCCAGUGCCCCUUGUUUCUUCGUUCUAGUUGUUCUGCCCUUUCCCACCCCUUUGCUCGUAAACAGCUGGGGUCUGGGGCUCAGGACCCCUGUGAGUGCCUGCCCCGCCUCCCACAGCGCUUCUCAGUCUCGUUGCUUGUCAGCCUGUGUUCGUGCCGGUGCAGGAAAUAAAGGACCUGUGUGCUACCUGA
Messenger RNA from Marmota flaviventris (yellow-bellied marmot), 3865 nucleotides. It is a transcript of the gene Hap1, whose product is annotated as huntingtin associated protein 1. Gene Ontology annotation, cellular component: cytoplasmic vesicle; mitochondrion; dendrite. Gene Ontology annotation, molecular function: myosin binding; signaling receptor binding. Gene Ontology annotation, biological process: mitochondrion distribution; protein targeting; neurogenesis. The record is from RefSeq and is a predicted model, not a curated record. NCBI's taxonomy places the organism in Eukaryota, Metazoa, Chordata, Mammalia, Rodentia, Sciuridae.